CCCGUAUAAAGUUCAUAGUGAAGAGUAGCGCACAUUUCGUGAAUAAAAAGUUACAUCCAAUAGUUUGACAUUACUUUCUAGGAGGAGGUAAUUACCCAAGGUAAUCGUACGUUGCAGGAACCAAACACCUCCUUGAGGUAGUCUUACAUCCCUGUAAUCUCACGUUACUAUUAAUCCUAUAUUCCUAUUAGCUAAUGUAAUCGUACAUUCGCGAACCAGAUGUCCCCUUAUCACCUUAUGUCUUUCUAUAUUACAACUUCAUUCUCUAUUGUACUUUCAGUUCCACCAGGUGAUGAACCCUGGCUAUGCCCUGGAUGUGUCUGCAAAUUGGAUUGCUUUGUCUUACUCAAUAAUCUCGAAGGAACAAACCUUUCUCUUAGAGACAGCUGGGAGGUCAACCCUUCAUCUUCUCUAUGUUGCCAUUUUUCCAUUGCCAAGUGCUCACCAUGCUAUUUUGGUGUGUUUGUGUAUUCAGAAGGUGUUUCCUGGGGAGGCAGCCAGUGCCACUACAGGGAAUAAGUUGGAUGAUAUUUCUGGAUUACCAUUAGAUGAUUCUGAGGAUGAUGACUACAACCCUGCUACUAAUCCGGAAGUAGAUCAAAAUUCUUCACAGGAGGACAAAUCUACCUCUUCUGAUGAAAGUGACUAUUUUUCUGCAUCUGAUGAUUUUGAAGCACCACCAGCACUUGAUAAUCUGGAAGUGACGGGGCUUCCUUCAGAUGAUUCCGAAGAUGAGGAUUAUGAUCCAAGUGCUCCGGGCCAUGAUAAUGAUCAGGAGAUGCAGGAAAGAUCGAGUUCAGAUCUUACCUCUGAUUCUGAGGAUGUUGGUGGGUCCCCUGGCCAACACCAACUUGAAAACAUUGAAAUCGGUGGUGGAGCAGGGGAAUGUUCACCUAAGGAUGAAGCACCACACCUACAGUCAAACGAUGAACUUGCAUAUGGAGAUAGACACCCUAAGGAUGACAAAAAGUUGCAUGAUUGUCAAAAUUUGUUUCCUUGGAUGAAGUCCGGGUGAUGUUGUUGCUUAUUUUGCUAUAUAUUAUACAUCGUCGUUUGAAGGGGAUGUGUAGAAGUAUCUCUUCCAGUUCUGGUGAUAAAGGAUGUGACAGUAUUUCUCCAAGAAGAAAGAGUAGAAGUCCUAAAGCUGCUCAAAAGUCAUCUGAUCAGACUGAAAGUAGAGAAAUGUGUACUAAUUUCAGCCAAAUCAAAAAACAAAAUGCAUGCAAAAGAGAGAAGACGUGGAAAGAGGCCGAAAGUUGAAGGUUUGGUGACGUCUGAGCAAGAGUCAAGUAGUAAGAGGAUUGGUAAAUCAAAAUAUGGAGAAGAUGCAAUCAAGAGGCUCUUUGAAUGCUUCAAGGAAAAUCAAUACCCAAAUCGUGUUCUCAAGGAAAACUUAGUUGCAGAAUUAGGAUUGACAAUCCAGCAGGUUCAAUAAUAUUCUCCUAUCUGCUAGGCUAUGAUACAUGGGUACUUUUAUUGCUUUCAAUUUCUUCUAUCUAUCUAACUAUCUAUGGAACCAAAGAUUCGUUAUUUUUUGGCUUGAGAUUAUGAUGGAAUAAAGCAAAACGGCUCACUAAACUGUCUGCGCUUCUUUGUUAUGGAGCAACAGUCAGUCCAUGCAAUUUUGGACGCGAUUUUCACUAUGAAUCAUCUUUAGCACAGAGGUAAGACUGCGUACAUCCGACCCCCCUUACCCCACCGUAGGUGGGAGCCUUUGCGACACUAGGGUAAAUGAAAAUGAUGAUGAAAAAAUGAUCUAGAUACGGAGUACUAUUAAAGGAUCCAUUUAGAACUUGGAAUAUGCCAGAUAAAGAAAAUAUAAACAAAAAAUAGGGGAAAAUGCUACUACCCUUCGUCCCAUAUUGGAUGAAUGGAUGUCCUAUUUUAAUUUGGUAUGAUUACUAAUAAAGUAGUUGAAAAGUAAAAGUUGUGGUUGAGAUUUGAAAUGAUAAGGACCACAUAUAUCUUGCCAAGAAAUGUAACUGCACAUUCAUUUUGGGACAACCCAAAAAAGAAAGUAAGACAACUAAAAUAGGAAAGAGGGAGUAUUAAAUAUAUUUUUCUGCUAUUUUCAUUUGAAAGCUUUUUCAAAAAUUUGAUUUUUACUUUGAAAAUUGUCAAGUUCCUUCAAAACGGGCUCAAAAAAGGUGUUUGUCGUGGAUGACCCCAGAGGUGUUGUUUCUCCCUUCCCCAAACUAUUAAAAUACAAAAGGCAUCACUAGAGGCUAGUGGUUUAGACUGGUUCCUAGGUUUGGGAAGAAAGGAAAUAAAAUUGAUCUGAAUGCAUUCUAUCUACCAGUUUUACAGAAAUUUUUGUUGGCUAAUGGAAUACCACUAUAAACACACUUUGUGUGCGUUUAUCUAUUCCAUUCCUGUAAACCUUAAGACCAUUCAGGAGUUUGAAAUAGUGCAUCCGUCCAAUAUAUUUGCCGAUUAUAAAUUUUAUGUAAUAGAGUCAUUUUUCUCAUAAUUAAUUGGGUUGAUAACAAAGAAUCCCUUUUCACAACAAAAAAACAACAAACAAUCCUAAAUGGUUUGGGUAACUGGAACAGUCUGUUAGGUUUCCCCCAUCUCUAACCAUUCUAUUUCCUUGUUGUAUCUUUUCCUUUUUGUCUUCUCUUUUUGUUAUUUUGUUUUUUCAUCUGUAUACUAAAAUACUGAACCCUUUUCUUGAUGACCAUUUUCUAAAAAGUUGUUUCAUUUGACCCAGACAUGGGACAGAAAGCAAGGUUUUUCCGUCAUUCUGUCAAAAGGAGGGAGUGCACAUUUGCUUUAAAAAGUUCCUAAAUAUAAAGACAUGGAAUCUAAAGAUACUUGAAACUAAAAACAUUGAUCAUAUUUCAUUAUCCUUUUGGUUUUAAAAGGAAAAACCAAACACAAGAAAAUAUAUUUUUUCAUUAUCCCUCCCUGCAUUUUAUGGGAUUUAAACAUUCCCUAAAUAAAUCUGGAAUUAAAUAAAAAUGGCUUAUUUGUGUGUUGUGACCCGUGCCGGUGCAAGACUUGGCCCCUAGUUUUUUGUAUUCUUUAAAUUUUGGCGUUUUUUUGUUCGAUUAAAUAUGUAUUACCUUUAGAUUAUGCAUGGUGACAGUUAAUAAAUGGUUUGAAAAUGCUCGCUGGAGCUUUCACCACUCAUCAACAAAUCAAGCUAGGAAUCAAACAUAACUGAAGUUGUAUUCUCACACCCCCCCUCCCAGAAGCAAAGAUGCCAGCUGUAUAUUGUCAAAGGACACUUCUUGCAAUGAGUGGGUAAUACCUGGAACAACUGCCAACUUGUCUCAGUUAAAGUGGAAAAGAUGAUGAGAUGUUAGCGGUUGAAGAAGUCUCCGAGGCAGACGUGCUGCAACAUCAGAUGCAAGUUGAUAGCCUAACUCUCUCAUUAGGCAUCAGAUUAGUGGCAACCUUGCCUUUGAUUUACAAGGACAGCCGCCACUAAAGCUUCAGGUUUGCUCAACGUCUUUCCCUAGGCAAGGUGGUAAUGUUAUCCUGAACUUUGGCUAUAAGCCUGCAAGUACCAUUGGCUCUGGUAAGGAACCUUGUCUAAUCGCCAUUCGUAAGAGCAUGACUAUUACUUGGGCUGUUGGGUGGCCAACAUUUUUUAUUUGAUGUUGUAACGUGUAACUUGAUAUUCUGUUUCCUUUGUUUUCUUUUUGAAUAUGAUUUGUAUGUACUAUGUUGACCUGAAGUCAUUGUUCCAUUAACAAUUUGGUUUUCCGCAAAUUGGUUUUGUUUCUGCUGUUAAA
Messenger RNA from Cuscuta europaea, 3740 nucleotides. Lineage: Eukaryota; Viridiplantae; Streptophyta; Magnoliopsida; Solanales; Convolvulaceae. The record is from the annotation of a GenBank genome assembly.